AUGGGGGUCCAUAACCCCCGAAGAACACUACUAUCCCUUACUCCCAAAGCCACAUGCCUAAAGCAGAAAAAUGUGCUGCUAUCUUGCUCAAGAACUUCCAGGGGCGAAAGAUGGUGGCCAGAAAGUGGGAAGAUAGCACCCAAGGGAAAGAGCGGCCCUGGCAAAGGAGGGAAAGGGGAAGCAGCUUCUGGAAGUGAGGGUGCAGAUAAGAAGGUUCAAGGUCCUAAAGAUGGCGGAAAUGCAGUAAAGGUCCAACAUAUUCUGUGUGAAAAGCAUGGUAGAAUCAUGGAAGCCAUGGAAAAACUCAAGUCUGCAGUGAGAUUCAAUGUUGCCUCACAGUACAGUGAAGAUAAAGCCCGGCAGGGGGCAGAUUUGGACUGGAUAACAAGAGGCACCAUGGUGAGCCCAUCCCAAGGAGCAGCAUUUGCCUUUCCUGUCAGUGGCCCGGACAGGCCUGUGUACACGGAUCCCCCAGUGAAAACCAAAUUUGGUUACCAUAUUAUCAUGGUUGAAGGGAGAAAAUAA
Dromiciops gliroides (monito del monte) is the source of this 525-nucleotide messenger RNA. Its product is annotated as peptidyl-prolyl cis-trans isomerase NIMA-interacting 4-like. The coding region runs from base 1 to 525 and encodes 174 amino acids. Gene Ontology annotation, biological process: rRNA processing. The transcript has 3 exons. Lineage: Eukaryota; Metazoa; Chordata; Mammalia; Microbiotheria; Microbiotheriidae. The record is from RefSeq and is a predicted model, not a curated record. Gene Ontology annotation, molecular function: DNA binding; peptidyl-prolyl cis-trans isomerase activity.